CGCCGCCGCCGCUCCCCGCGCCACCCCGUCGUUGGCCUUGGGGGUCGGGAUGCUGCGGCAGGUUCUGCACAGGGGCUUGAGGACGUGUUUCUCCCGGCUCGGCCACUUCAUUGCCAGUCACCCGGUUUUCUUCGCCUCGGCGCCCGUGCUCAUCUCCAUCCUGCUCGGCGCCAGCUUCAGCCGCUACCAGGUCGAGGAGAGCGUGGAGCACCUGCUGGCGCCCCAGCACAGCCUCGCCAAGAUCGAGCGCAACCUCGUCAACAGCCUCUUCCCGGUCAACCGCUCCAAGCACCGACUCUACUCGGACCUGCAGACCCCCGGGCGCUACGGCCGGGUCAUCGUCACCUCCUUCCAGAAAGCCAACAUGCUGGACCAGCAUCACACCGACCUGAUCUUAAAGUUGCAUGCGGCUGUGACCAGGAUCCAGGUCCCAAGGCCUGGUUUUAAUUACACGUUCGCCCACAUAUGUAUCCUGAAUAAUGAUAAGACUUGCAUCGUGGAUGACAUAGUGCAUGUCCUGGAGGAGCUAAAGAACGCUCGGGCCACCAACCGGACCAAUUUUGCUAUCACAUACCCGAUCACUCACUUAAAGGACGGGAGGGCAGUGUACAAUGGACACCAGCUUGGAGGCGUCACUGUGCACAGCAAGGACCGGGUAAAAUCUGCAGAGGCCGUCCAGCUCACCUACUACCUGCAGUCAAUCAACAGUCUCAAUGACAUGGUGGCUGAGAGGUGGGAGUCCAGCUUCUGCGACACUGUCCGACUGUUCCAGAAAUCCAACAGCAAAGUCAAAAUGUACCCUUACACGUCCUCCUCACUGAGGGAAGAUUUCCAGAAGACCAGCCGUGUAUCAGAACGUUACCUGGUCACCAGCCUGAUCCUGGUGGUCACCAUGGCCAUCCUGUGCUGCUCCAUGCAGGACUGCGUCCGCAGCAAGCCCUGGCUCGGUCUGCUUGGGCUGGUGACCAUAACCCUGGCCACGCUCACCGCGGCCGGGAUCAUCAAUCUUACCGGUGGGAAAUACAAUUCCACCUUCCUGGGAGUCCCUUUCGUCAUGCUAGGUCAUGGAUUGUAUGGGACUUUUGAAAUGUUAUCCUCCUGGAGGAAAACUAGAGAAGACCAACAUGUUAAAGAGAGAACUGCAGCAGUCUAUGCAGACUCCAUGCUCUCCUUUUCUCUCACCACUGCCAUGUACCUGGUCACCUUCGGCAUAGGGGCCAGCCCUUUCACGAACAUUGAGGCAGCCAGGAUUUUCUGCUGCAAUUCCUGUAUUGCAAUCUUCUUCAACUACCUCUAUGUACUCUCGUUUUAUGGUUCCAGCCUGGUAUUCACUGGCUACAUAGAAAACAAUUACCAGCAUAGUAUCUUCUGUAGGAAAGUCCCAAAGCCCGAGGCAUUGCAGGAGAAGCCGGCAUGGUACAGGUUUCUCCUGACAGCCAGAUUCAGUGAGGACACAACCGACGGCGAGGAAGCGAACACUUACGAGAGUCACCUAUUGGUAUGUUUCCUCAAACGCUAUUACUGUGACUGGAUAACCAACACCUAUGUCAAGCCUUUUGUAGUUCUCUUUUACCUUAUUUAUAUUUCCUUUGCCUUAAUGGGCUAUCUGCAGGUCAGUGAAGGGUCAGACCUUAGUAACAUCGUAGCAACUGCGACGCAAACCAUUGAGUACACUACUGCCCAGCAAAAGUACUUUAGUAACUACAGUCCGGUGAUUGGGUUUUACAUAUACGAGUCCAUAGAAUACUGGAACACUAGUGUCCAAGAAGAUGUGCUAGAAUACACCAAGGGGUUCGUGCGGAUAUCCUGGUUUGAGAGCUAUUUAAAUUACCUUCGGAAACUCAAUGUGUCCACUGGUUUGCCUAAGAAAAACUUCACAGACAUGUUGAGGAAUUCCUUCCUGAAAGCUCCCCAAUUUUCACAUUUUCAAGAGGACAUCAUCUUCUCUAAAAAGUACAAUGAUGAGGUUGAUGUAGUGGCCUCCAGAAUGUUUCUGGUGGCCAAGACCAUGGAAACUAACAGAGAAGAACUCUAUGAUCUCCUGGAGACCCUCAGGAGACUUUCUGUCACCUCUAAGGUGAAGUUCAUUGUCUUCAACCCGUCCUUCGUGUAUAUGGAUCGAUAUGCCUCCUCUCUGGGAGCCCCCCUGCACAACUCCUGCAUCAGUGCUUUGUUCCUGCUCUUCUUCUCGGCAUUCCUGGUGGCAGACUCUCUGAUUAAUGUCUGGCUCACUCUAACGGUUGUGUCCGUGGAGUUUGGAGUUAUAGGUUUCAUGACCUUAUGGAAAGUAGAACUGGAUUGCAUUUCUGUGCUAUGCUUAAUUUAUGGAAUUAACUACACAAUUGACAACUGUGCUCCACUGUUAUCCACCUUUGUUCUGGGCAAGGAUUUCACAAGAACUAAAUGGGUAAAGAAUGCCCUGGAAGUGCACGGGGUAGCAAUUUUACAGAGCUACCUCUGCUAUAUCGUUGGUCUGAUUCCUCUCGCAGCUGUGCCUUCAAAUCUGACCUGUACACUGUUCAGGUGCUUGUUUUUAAUAGCAUUUGUCACCUUCUUUCACUGCUUUGCCAUUUUACCUGUGAUACUGACUUUCCUGCCACCCUCUAAGAAAAAAAGGAAAGAGAAGAAAAAUCCUGAAAACCGGGAGGAAAUCGAAUGUGUGGAAAUGGUGGAUAUUGACAGUACCCGAGUGGUUGACCAAAUUACAACAGUGUGAUAGAGUCUGCUUGUUAUAUUUUCACCCUAGGUCUUAUCGAGAGCAAAGAGAUUAUGUUAAUGAAACAAAUUCAAAGUUGUUCUUUCUUUUUUAAGAAACAGACAUUGCCAAAGUAAAGGACAAGGGGGAAAAUGGGCAUUGCAUAUUUUCAGUCUUUUAAACAAAAGGACUGCUACCAGAAAGAAUUUACACACACAUACACACACAGACACAUCUCUUAAACUAAGAUCAAAUAGAAGAAAGCUUAUUAGCAAGCAGAAUCCUAUUUUAUUCACACUGCAGAUGUUGUUGGUAUUGUGACAAAAACCUACUGAUUGAAAGGUCAGCUGCCAAAGCAGAAAUAGCUUUAAGCAUUGUUCAAACAAUAAAGCUUCCAGAACUUCUGCAGAGCAGUAGCUCCGGGCAGAGUCUGUGGUUUGAGAUCUUAGCUGUCUCAUCUAGCUCCCCAGCACCCCAAGGAGAUGCUUUCAAAAGUUCUAGCCAGCAAAGGCAAGCCACAACCUUGGAAGUGACCCAUGGUAGAGUGGCCAUCACCCAUGGAAUGAAAUUGAGUGAUUCCCAAAUUCGCCCAGGUGAGGCAGUUUUUUGUGCAGAAUGAAGAAAUCAUAGCCCCCCAUCAGCAUACUUUGACCAUGUGUAUGAUUUGGUGAAUACACCUUUAAACCAAUGACAGCUCCAGCACUGCAGAGUUGGAGCAAUUCUAUUUUGGAAUAUCUUGUUGCUUGUCACCAAAUGGAUCUGCUUUAUUAGUUACAGCUCUUGGCAGGAGGCUCCGGGUACCCAAAGCUGCAGAGCCAAUCCCAAAUACCUGGCAGGAUGAAGGAAAAGCAGGUGUCUACUUGAACCCAGAGGCAGUGUCUCCAUUUUAACAAAAAAUAUGGCCAACUGGUACAGCUGUUUGUGGUCUGACCCUACAUGCAGUGUUUGUGUGGCUGCCCAGAAGCAACAUCUGCCUGUGCAUAGCUGAGGAAGGAGAAAUGAACACUGACAUGGUCAUCUGCCAUAACAUUUCAAGUCAUGGCUGCUCAGAGACACAGAGGAGAAAAGGAAGUUCUUUGGUGAGUUCUAAGUCCUGAAACUGAGAAGCUUCAUAGAAGUGCAGGCAGGGAGAUGAAGGACUGAAGGGGAGACAGAUGGAAAUGACUGGAAGACGUAAUCACCAAUACACGUUUAUCAGUGAUGGUGGUCAAACGUUUCUGCUAAGCUGGCUGCACUUUCAUCAUCCUGGUGCCCCCCACCCCGCCCCCCCAUACCUUUGCUGGUGCCCGUCCAAUGCACUGCACGGCCCUUCUGUACAUUAACGAGCCUAGAUGUUUAUACUGUUGGUCACGGUAUUUACAGGCUCUAAACAGAAACAACUUUGACUGGAAGAGGCUGUGUAUGUUGCCCCAGACCUCUGCAUUUCUUUAUGUCUAUAAAAAUGACGCUAUUUCCUGGUCACAUUUGAGGCAAAUGUCUACAGUAUUUUUCCCUUUUAGAGAUGUAGCUUAUUUAGACAUCUAUAGUGGGAAGCGUUUCCCAAAAGCACCUUUGCUCUCUGUACUGUGCAACUUCCCCAUCCUCCGCACAGGAGGAAACUGAGACCUAGGAGAGUAAAGCGACUCAGCCAGGGUCACACCACUAGAGGGUUUCCAUCAUUUUAGCAUGCCUAAGACAGGGCAAGCCACUUUAAGAUUUUCCCUUAAGAGGGCUAUUACUCCCUUCAAAGUACAUUUCCAAGGAAAAGAACAUAGGACUUUAUUGGCCACAUGGCAGAUAUAUUUUUUUUUAAAUGUCUGGGUAAUGUUUGGGAUUUUGGUUUGCCAUUGUCUUUCCAAACAGCAAAAAUGCCCAAAUAAUUCCAGUGUAAAUGCACCAAGUGCAAACCUGUGCUUUCUAUUUCCUGUACUGUCGUUCACUCAAUUCUCAAUACGUAGCUAGUGCAUUACACAUUUGUUCAGUCUCUCCUGCAGACACACUAAGCGAUCAUACCAACGUGUUAUGCACUCAACUAGAAGAUAAUGAGCUUUAAUCUGAGGACAAGUACAGUCCUCGAAAAAGGGCAAGUUCGCAUAAUAGAUCUGCGAUCAAUUCUCUCUCCAAGGGGCCUGCAACUAGGCUAUUAUUUAUAAAACACAGCUGAAGAGGGGAUUGGUUUUAUUCUUAAAUCAUAUGUUGCUAAAUCAUUUUCUGAGCAGUGUGUUCUAAAUCAGCCAUUGAUUUAGUGUCGGCCACGUGGAGCACCUCGGGUUAAAGCGACUCCACAAACACUGAUAAAAUACACACACCAAUUAAAUGGAUUUUGCUGAGAAUUUAAUCAUUCAAUUUGAUGAAACAGAAUGACUUGCUGUGGAACUUUGUUUUAUGACAGAUAGUAGUUUCCCAACUUGACUGAGUCUCUGUAUACCUUGGAAUAUUGUAUUUUUAGACGAAGGGCAUUUUCAACCUUGUCGACUUCCCUUUUCAGCACUUGAAAUCAAGGCUUAUGGAAUUCUGACUAUGGAAUGAUUUUUUUUUUACUAGGGGACUCUGCAUGCCAAGAUUUAUUGUUUAUUGUUAGAUCAUUAUUAUUUAAUCAUUAAUUAUUAUUUACUCGUUAAUGAUUACUGCUCUGACAGCAUUGGGUUAACCCUAUCAUGGAGAAGACACUUGAGAAGCAACUCCAAAUCACAUCCCCAUAAAAUUUAAGUCUUUAUCUUUACUUCAUCAAGUUUUUCUUUUUCAAUUGCUAUAAAGAGGGAAGGAACAAGCCUAGCAAACACUUGCAAAAGUUUUAGUUUCAAUUAAUUCCAACCAAGACAUUAAUGUUCACUUUACCAAAGAAACUUAUUGGUUGGUUUUGAGUUGGUGUUUGUUUACCAAAGAAAAUAUUCCAUUCAUCAAAAACAUUUCUCCUGGUCAACUAAAAAACUGUGAUACUUGGGUGUUCUUGACCAGUCAUAACGAAGAAAAGGAAAGGGUCAGGGUGAUAUUCUUUCAUUGAAUAGAGCUCUGCAGAAUAUGUAAAUUUACAAGAAGCUUGGGGUUUGCAACAAAGAAAAUGAUACUGAAACAUGGUAUUAUUGUUUAACCCCAUACCAAUGGUCCAACAAGUACCACGAGGGCUCCUUGUGCUAAAAGAAGGCCAUUUUCUCCACAGAAAAAAAAAAAAAAAAAAAAACAAGACAAAAACCCUCAUGAAACUCCCUCUUUAUUGUUCCAGCUCCUAAGUUUUGGUUUGGUUUGGUUUUGGAGUUUUGGGUUUUGUUCUGCUUUGCUUUGGUUUGUAGUGUUUGUUUGUGUUUCCUUGUUUUGCUCCCGUCUUUCCUACCAUUUUCACCCCCUCAAUCUUCACUCAGAAGAGAGAUAAUCAGAUGCCAUCCUCCAUGGAUAUGGUUAUUUAUGCAAAAUGCUACUCUAAAUGAGGCCCUUAAUAACCCUGUUAUUUUAACUAACCACCACCCAGUUGUUCUAAGUGGCACUCCGGGACCCCAGUACCACUCUCCUCCAGCCCCAGCAGUGGAGCGUGGCUGUGUCUAUCUCAAGAACAGGUGGGUUGGACAGCCACACUGGGGGUGUGGCAGAGGCAGAGCCUCCUGAACACAAAUGAUAUCCUCCUCAUAAUGGCUUUAUUCCUUUGGAUCCUAUUAAAGUAGCCCUGCAGCUUUUAAUAGUGUUUGAACUCUGUGAAUCUGUUUUCUCAAUGGGGAUAAUAACAGGAACUGUCUCUAAAUUCAGCAGAUACAUACUGAGUGCUAAUACCACCCAGAUACUAUUCUAGAGACUGGGGAUAGAGCAGUGAACAGAUAAAGUAAACCUGCCCUCAGAGAGUCUACAUUUGAUUUACUGUGAGGGUCAAGGGAGAUGAUGUUGAGAAAGUGCUCAUGGCAAGGGCUGGUGUAGAGAAGAAACUCAAGAUAUUAUUUAUAAUUUCUCUAUCCCAUACAGUAGCCUAGGGCUCGUGAUGUAAAUAAAGCUCAGAGAAGUAAAUUUUUGCAGAUUUGGGCACAGAACUAGGGCUAUAUGAAGAUGCAAUUAGUUCUCCCGGUCAUUUCAGGACAUUCAAAAUUUGGCUGGAUCACCAUUCGGUGGGGCAACUGUCAAGAGGGCACAAGCUCUGGAUGUUGGGGUUGGAUUGUAAUCCUUUAAAAAAAUGGGAUAUAGGCACUUGGGGGUAAGAGUCGGGAGGGAAGGCCACUUGCUAUUUAAUUACUAUGCCUGACUUGAUUGAAGAUAUUUGAACACUCCUGCUGGGAAAUGUGCUUUUAAGUUUGUUCUCCACAAAAAGCACCAGGUAGCUGAAGAAAAACUUCCCACUUUUUAAAAGCAUGGUAAAGCUGUGACAUGGAGGAAAAUAUUAAAUUAGUAUUAGUGGAUUCUCUGGCAAAGACUUGAGGAUGGCUGCAGCCAGCACAUGGCAGAGUUCUUCCCUGUGGUGGUUACAACUGUUGAUUUCUGUUUCCUGCCAGUCCACGAGCUAGCAAAUAGGAAAGUGAAUGAGCUAGAAUCCGUUCACCUGAAUAGGCAGUGUCAGGAUGUCUUCCCCAGUCUUCCCCCUCCCCUGCCCCCCUUCUGCCCAGGUGAUCUGUUUGAAGUCCUCUUUGCUAUCUACAAGGGUACCAUGCAAGGAAGAGGAAGUGAGGCAACCAGAGAGCUAUGGCCUCUGUGCAGAUUUUCAAGUUAGAUUAAAAUUAGCACCACAAGCAAUCAGAAGAGCUUACUGGGUAGGAAAAGAAGGCUUCUUCUCAAAGUACAAUAAAAGCAAUGUAUACCAAGGAGGCAGCCCACAGAGGAACCCUGGUGGAAGGAAUGCUGUUGCUGUGGAAUGUGCCAGCCUCUUCCCCCUCCAGAAUGUUGACACCAGUUGAAUCUUUGGAGAGAAUUACACUUACUCCCUCAUUUUUCACCUGAGAAAACCGAAACCCAGAGAAGUGAAAUGACGUGCACAGAGCUAGUUAGAAGCAGAUAUAGGACUAUAAUUAGUCUCCUAGCCUCAGUCCUUUUUCCAUUCUGCCACUUUACUGCCAAAUUCUAUGUAUCUAAAUUAUGGGGUCUUAACCUGGGGGGCAUGAAUGAGUUGGUGGGAGGGCAGGACUCUGAACUCCCUAAAAUUAAAUUAUAUGCAAAAAUGUGUGUAUAUGUUUAAUAUGUGCAUUUUCUUAAAAGGAGAGUUCAUAGUUGUCAUCAGAUUCUAAAAGAUGUCCGUGACCCAAAAAGGGUGAAGAACCACUGUCCUAAAUUAAUAAAGACCUCAAUGGGAGUGUGA
Messenger RNA from Neogale vison (American mink), 7940 nucleotides. It is a transcript of the gene PTCHD1, whose product is annotated as patched domain containing 1. The coding region runs from base 50 to 2716 and encodes 888 amino acids. Gene Ontology annotation, cellular component: plasma membrane; synapse. The transcript is spliced from 4 exons. The record is from RefSeq and is a predicted model, not a curated record. Lineage: Eukaryota; Metazoa; Chordata; Mammalia; Carnivora; Mustelidae. Gene Ontology annotation, biological process: chemical synaptic transmission; cognition.